GAAGGAUGUUCCAGAGGACUGGUAUGAUUCCUUAGACAUGAGCAUUCUCAACAACUUUGAAGAGGGGGAAUAUGUUGGCUACAGCACUAACAACAAGUACGUCUACGCAAUUAUUGUUGAAGAACUUACUGGGCAUGCUCAACAAUGUUCACGUCGUUACAAAAUAGAAAUUGGAGAAGAUGAGCCGAUUGAAGUCAGUAGUCUGGACCUGUAUCAGUUUAAACGAGAAAAGAAGCUAAAACCAGAAGGGGGAACUUUCACAUCUGCUGAAGCAUCUUGCAUGGAGGUGGAGCUAUUAGCAGGACCUGUGCCACAUUCUUCCCAACCAUCUACAAGUUCCUUACCAGCAUCUGUUGAUGAAGCUAAAAGGGAAAUUGACAGAUGUUUGGCAGAGGUAUGGACUCUUCCAGUGGAGGAGAGGAACAAAGCCAUCAAGCGACUCUACCUUAGAUGGCAUCCUGACAGAAAUCCUGAUUGUGAAUUUCUUGCCACGGAGGCAUUCAAAUAUUUGCAGAAUAAAAUUGAUGAGCUCAAGGCCAAAACUUCAGGCACAUCCUAUUCAAGCGAAUACUCAGAUUUCAGAGACUUCUACCAGCAAUGGAAUCAGGAGGCCAGGCAUCACAGAACAGGUCGGGAGAGAUUCUUCAGAGGCAACCACUCUUACAACUUUUGGACCCAUAAUGCAAAUGUCCCGAGGCCCAACAGAGAGGAGGCCAAGCGCUGGUGUAGACAGGCUCGCUGUGAUCUCAAUGCAGCUUACAAAGACAAUGAUGGGGAGAGCACAGAGUGGUGUCUGUUUAAAGUCCAUCAAGCAGUAGAAAAGUCUCUUUUGCUGCAGAAUACAAGCGAAAUGGAAAACACCCUUCCAGCAGCUCAAUUUCUGCCGCUGCUGCACGAGUUUCCGGCUACAACCCCAAACUGAGAGA
Molecule: messenger RNA, 926 nt
Organism: Mugil cephalus (flathead mullet)
Lineage: Eukaryota; Metazoa; Chordata; Actinopteri; Mugiliformes; Mugilidae
Product: sacsin-like
Exons: 1
Coding region: 38-922 (294 amino acids)
Source: RefSeq, a predicted model, not a curated record